Molecule: messenger RNA, 619 nt
Organism: Saccostrea cuccullata (small rock oyster)
Lineage: Eukaryota; Metazoa; Mollusca; Bivalvia; Ostreida; Ostreidae
Product: phosphatidylinositol 4-phosphate 5-kinase type-1 alpha-like
Exons: 4
Biological process (GO): phosphatidylinositol phosphate biosynthetic process
Cellular component (GO): plasma membrane
Molecular function (GO): 1-phosphatidylinositol-4-phosphate 5-kinase activity
Source: RefSeq, a predicted model, not a curated record
ACUAAGCACUAGAUUUGUAAAUAAGAUUAGAAAAAAAAAAUUCAAUUUUAAUUGUUGUUUCCUUAUAGAUGGGAAGUGGAAAGGCUGCCAAGUCAAAAGACAAGAUAGGACACAGGAGGGUGGACAAAACAGGAGCUGUAACGUAUAAAAAGAGGUCCACUUCGGAGCUGAUGGCGGCUAUACAGCUAGGCAUUGGUCAGAGUGUUGGUGGACUCUCCUCAAAACCUGAAAGAGAUCUCCUUAUGCAGGAUUUUGCCGUCAUUGAAAGCGUGUUUUUUCCAUCAGAGGGGAGUAACCUGACCCCGGCUCAUCACUGUAGUGACUUUCGUUUUAAGACCUACGCUCCCAUCGCAUUUCGAUAUUUUCGGGAACUGUUCUCUAUUCAGACAGAUGAUUUUCUGCUUUCGCUAUGUGAUCAACCAAUGAAAGAGCUGUCUAACCCAGGGGCAAGUGGCAGCAUCUUUUACCUGAGCGAGGAUGAUGAAUUCAUCAUAAAAACAGUACAACACAAAGAGGCCGACUUUUUACAGAAACUGUUGCCUGGCUACUACAUGGUAAGAGACAGCCAAUCAAGAUUAACCAUUUUUUUGAACUUAUCAGCCAAUGAAAGCCAUGUUUG